AAAAUGGGAGUCAUGAUGGACAACCCGCGAGACUUCAGUGGGCGUGGUCAGCGAGGCGGCGGCUUCCUGCUAGUGUGAACACGUGGUUCCGUGUCUGCUUCCCUACUUAUCUGUCACUGAAAGGUUCUUCCCUCACUCCUCCACCACCACCACCUCUUCUUCACCUUUUCACACAACACAACAGACCUGCAGCUGCUCCUCUUCUUCCUCGAAACCACGGUGACUUCCGCGUGUUUCCGCCUCAGAGAGAGUGAAAGUGUGUGUGUGUGUGUGUGUGAGAGAGAGAGAGAGGGUGAGAAAGAGGAGUGAGUGCGUGUGUGUGCGCGCACCCGCCCGCCCGCAACCGGUCCGUCCGCGAUAUCCCCUCCCCUCCCCUCCCACAUCCCCACUAUCCCGACUCGUUCUUCGGUCAUGACGCUGGAAUCGAUCCGUUACCGGGCCGGGUCUCUGCAGGUCCUCAACCAGCUGCUGCUGCCUCACCAGACCGCGUACGAUGAGAUCCGCACUGUGCAGGACGCCUACGAGGCCAUCAAGUCCAUGAAGGUACGCGGCGCUCCUGCCAUAGCCAUCGUCGGUUGCCUCAGCCUGGCUGUGGAGCUGCGGGCAGGUGUUGGAGGGGAUGACCCUGUGACCUUCAUCAGGGAGUCUCUGUGUCACCUGACCUCAGCCAGGCCCACCGCGGUCAACAUGGGCCGUGCCGCCCGCGAGCUGAUGGAGUUUGCUGAGAACGAGAGCAUGGAGAAGAACUCGGAGCAGCUUCGAGAAAGUGUCAUUGCCUGGAUCGAAGACAUGCUGGAGCGCGACGUCAAUGACAACAGGAAGAUCGGCAACAACGGCGCACAGCACAUCCUGUCCGGCGUCCCGAGGGACUCUGUAACCAUCCUCACACACUGCAACACCGGCUCACUAGCCACAGCUGGAUAUGGGACUGCACUGGGCGUGGUGCGAAGCCUACACGCGCUGGGGAGGCUGAAGCGCGUGUACUGCACGGAGACGAGACCGUACAACCAGGGAUCCAGGCUGACGGCGUAUGAGGCAGUGGCGGAGGGAAUCCCCGCCACGCUUAUCACGGACAGCAUGGCGGCUCUCACCAUGAGAGAAAUGGACAUCACAGCUGUGGUGGUUGGUGCAGACAGGGUGGUUGCCAACGGGGACACGGCCAAUAAGGUGGGGACAUACCAACUGGCCAUCGCCGCAAAGCACCAUGGGAUUCCCUUCUACGUGGCUGCACCCAGCACGUCGUGCGACUUGAGCCUGGAGAGCGGCAGAGACAUCAUUAUCGAAGUGCGACCCCCUGAGGAGCUCACCAGUAUAAAUGGAGUCCCCAUAGCAGCAAAGGGUAUCGAUGUCUGGAACCCGGCGUUUGACGUGACUCCUCACCAGCUCAUCACAGGAGGCAUCAUCACAGAGCUGGGAGUCUUCCUCCCCUCUGAGCUCCAGGCCGCGCUCACCGGCCGUCUCACUGCCCUUUAGAGCCGCUCAGUACCUCCUGCUGGUCCGUGUGCACCACUGCACCUUAACAUUACACACACACACACACACACACACACACACACACACACACACACACACACACACUCACACUCAAAGGGUCAUGGUUGUUGUAAUUAAAUUUUGAUAAAGGCACAGUCACUGUUACACGUCAGUGGUGCACGGAGAAGACGACACACCCACUGAAAUGUUCAGUGUUUCACUCGCCCACACGCACACACACACACACACACAAAUACACAAAUGCUUCACCGCAGAGUCGAGCAGACGCGCGCACACACGCACGUGUGCGGUCUCUCUGUUCUCUUUCAUCUGUCUUUUUGUGAGGUGUCUCCAUCACGCACGUCCUCCAGGUUUUCCAUACCGUCCGUCCUCCUCUCUCUCACUGCCUUGUUUUCCUUCAAAAUUGCCCCCGCAGCAAACGAUUGGCUCUGAAUUGCACUCUCUUUCUGAAAUUCUAUUUGGCAGACUGUUUUCAUGAGUCAUUACUGAGGUAGUUUUUCAGGGGUUCUUCAACAAACAAACAAACAAAUAAAAAAAAAAAGGCUUAGGCUUGACUGAUGUUCUUUUAGUAGUGAUUUUUGAUUCGCCAUGGUUUCUAAAAAUGCUGCUACCCAUUUGUAAAUAUACGUGUCCUUGCUGGUAAGAUGUACAUAUGUAGAAAACAAACCCCUGCUAGUAAAGUGUACUGCUAUUUGAACCAAAUAUGUGGUUAUUUUAAAAAUAAAUUUGACAUCAGAAAUGUUAUAUUAACAUUUAAGUUCUGUAGUUUUCUAUGUCACACUUUUUUGUAGUGGGUGGAAAAAAAAAAAUCCAAAUUUAUAGCUCAUAGACGUUUUUGGUGAUAUUUCCUCUCACACGUUUUAUCCUGUGUGGCAAAAAAUUUUGAAGAAAACAAAAAACUAGAAUUUUGUCUAUUGUUUGUCAGCUGAAGCCUAUGACAAAACAUGGCUGUAAAUAUACCUCACUUUUUAUUUCAUACUCCUCGUGUUCUCAUACCUGUGUGAAUCAGAAUCACACCGGCACCGUAUCGAUGUUCACUGCGCCGCACAGGAGACUCUGUAAAAAAUGAAAUGUAAAUGUCAUUUUUGCCGUUUUCACUUCAGCAUCACUGUUAAAAUUAUAGUUCACCCCAAAAUUACACAUCGCUAAUCUCGUCACUUGGCAGUCGAGACUUUACUAAUGUUCGUGCACAUAUAAAAAAACAACAAAACUACUAUAACAACACUAGCUGUUACACUUCAAAGUGGCACCCAUGUAAUUUUGGGGCCAUUAACCUUCGUUCGUAGCCAUCAGUUUGCAUCAGAACUCGUAAGAUAAGUUAAGUUCGUCCAUUGUGGGCUGUCGUAAAAAUGUGGCGGUUCAAAAUGGCGGCAAUAUGAUAUAAAUAUAAACGGCCCUAUCUGAUGAAAAGGUGAUUGUACACUUCUAAAUGCCUAAAUGCUCUGUGUUUGUCUAAGGGUUAAACAUUUGUUUCUGACGCUUUCAUCAAUUAGUCAAUUACCAAAAAGGUCACUUUGCUUUGAAUAUAAGUCACGCAUUAGUAGAGGUUUAAAGCAUUCAGAGGGAAAAUGAAGUGUAGCUAUUAUUCAAAUUAAAAUGAUUUCACCCAAAUUUUAUAUUUGAUUGCCGCGGUUUGCCCGAAACCUCCACUUAUUCGACUUAUUUGUCAAAAAUAUAAAUGUAUGGACAUUUUAAAGACAGUGGUGACAUAAGGUGUUUAUAGAAAGGGAUCCAUUUUUACAGCACGUCUUUCUUUUCAUUUAAGGACCCAUGUUGUCAAAUUAGAGCAGCCAUACUGUGAGUGAAAACCAUCUUUGACCUCAGUGUCAAUGUCAAAUAUGUCACAAACAAAUUUGAAUUUAUGAAAAUGAAUUUAAAUAUUUGCAGGACCGAUCCAAGGCACAACUUGACACUCAAGUCAUGGCGUUUAGUUGAGCACACAGAGACAUAUUUAAAAAGUGUCAAAGGCAGCAGUCAUACUUCCUGUGUGAACAGCAGCUUUAUUCUGGGGUGAACUAUUCCUUUAAGAUUGAUGGGAAUUGUCCUUUUUUUCCCCCCAUACUGUAGAAAAAGCUCUUCAUUUGAAAACACACCAUGGUGGUGAAAGGUGAUUCCACCAGCAGUCAGAAUGUAUCACUCAGCUCAGAUGAUGAACCUGCUGUGAUCGGUGGACUUCAGUCACUUAUUGCCUUUUGUGCUCAAUUCAGAAUGUAUUUCUACUGCACUGCUCCAAAAGAGUGAAGGGAAAACUUCAUUUCAUUUCAGCCCUCAACAGCUUAGGGCCGUGGACAUUAAGGACAUGUUCAGGCUGACAGUUCUAGUCCCCCAUCGUUUUCUGAGGAUAUCCAAAAUCAGGAUUGAAAACCGGAAUAAGAGGGAGAUGAACCUCUCAACAUUUCCAUCUCGUGCUAAAAGCUAUAAUCUGUUCCACUUUGGAUCGACUAUAAACGUUUUUUGGGUUUGUUAUAAAAAAUACCAACCAUGCAUGCUUUUUUUUUUCAGUCCGUCAUUGUAAAUGUAAGGGUGGUUGUUGUUGUUGUUGUUGUUAAUAAUAACUUUAUGUAUAUUGCACCUUUCAAAACAGAGUUACAAGUUGCUUUACAAUAAAACAAAUAAUGCCGGUGAUUUUGAAGCAUCCAAAUAGUACUCAAAAUGAAAACACAGUGCUAUAAGAUGUAGCCAAAAACAUACAAAUAAAUAUGAUAAAUAAUUAUACAAAUGUAAAUACACCUUAAGAUUAUAGUGAGUAAAAGAAUCAAAUAUAGACAGGGGGUCAGAACAUUUAAAGCUUUAUAAACAAGUAGUAAAAGCCUAAAUUCUUAAACUCACACGCUAGGAUUGAUGUUAUAUGGUCAAAUCUCUCUGUGCGUAUUAAAGAAACUAGUUGAUUUAAAAAAUCAGGGAGAACAACAAUUGUAAAUGUCACCCGGUCCUUUUGGAAGUUAUAACCACUUUGACACUUGACUAAUAAAGAAAGCUUAAUAAAAUAAAUUUAUAAAAUUGCUGCUAGGGAUGACUCAAUACUACUUUUCAAUACUAAUUAUGUAUAACCUUAAGUAUCUACCCAUACCAAUUUUUUCCCCUUAAAAUAAAUCCACAUAGCACUCAUGAUUGCUGCAUCCCUUAUUUACAUUCUGGUCACAUGACAUGGAGGCUUACAUUUCUCCUUAACUGAAUAUUGAUGCGAUAUUAAUGUUUUUUUUGGUCUGUUUCACAGACCAGUUAUUCUGGUCAGUAUCAGUAUUGUAUCGGCUCAUCCCCGAUUGCAGCCCUGCAUCGUGUGCCCACAUUCUCUGUAGUUGAAAAUCAACAUCUUGUCACAAAUCAUUGUAUUUACCCAUUAGUCGUUGACUGUUAUAAAUUUUAAAACACUGUCAUACACAAGUUUCCACAAGUGUGUGUGUGUGUGUGUGUGCGUGUGUGUGUGCGCGCACAGAGUUCCUGUCGUCAUGUGCCCACACUGCUCACUGCCUUACAGGUGCAGCACCAGAACAGCUCACUGAAGUCCCUCAGUCCUCUCCUACACCCUGAUCAGUGUCAUGUAGCCACGCCAUCAUCUCAUCAAGCUCAAUGAGACCCGGGAAAGAAAAAAAAAAAUCUCAGGCAGUGAAUUUACUUAGUAGUAGACCCCCCACCCCCCCACCCCCGUACUACUGUGACAUGUAAACCCACCAUAUCCUGGUUUGUAAUCGUAUAUAUUUGUGUGCAAGUAUAAAAUCAAAUAAACAUAUAACAAUUAGUAAAUCAUCAGUUAUUGUAAAUUAAUCUGUAUUUGAUAAAUUGUUUUCGACAGGAUCCAGAAGUUGAAACUUACAGAAACUAAUCCUCAGCCUCACCCUGUGCUUACAUUGCCCACAAUGCACCUCUUACAGCCGACGGCUCCUUGUGGGAUUUCUGGUAUACUGCUCGUCACUAGCUAAAGGUCCAGUGUUUAACAAUCACUCAGUGCGUUGACAUGCUUGGUAAAAGUCCAAUUUUAGUCUGACAAAGACAAUAAUUCACAUUAAUUCUUAAUGUCUAAAAACUACUAAAAUCGAGCUAGUAGACUAAACUUCAGUCACACUAAAAACAUAAUACUAAAGUACAUAUAAAACACUUAUUUUAAGGCAAUGAAAAUGAAACCAGUUUAUUUUAAAGCAAUGAUACACACGUGUAUACUUAUCUGCAGUAUCCCAUUUCUGCCAGUAAACCCACCUAAAUGUUACACACUGGACCUUUAAAAAAAGCUGUUAUAUACACUUCCUCACCAAUUUUUUUUCACCCUCACCGAUCACCUAUUACACCUCAACUCUCAAAGAUGCUGGUUGGUGUCACACACACACACACACAAGCACGAAAAGACACUUGUGUGUUUGACUUUUCUCCCUUUUUUGUUUUGUACAGUUUAAGACAUCACACGUUUCGGAUACAUGUAGCAACUGUGUGGCCGUCACACCGGCCCGGCACAUGUGAUUAUUUCUUACUAAGACUUAAAGAAGUAUGAGACUUUGUUUGUCUGUACCUCACGAUUAUUAACUGUUUGACUGUGGUUUGUUGUUUUUAUUUCAUGACAUUGUGACUCCUAGUGACUAGGCCAUUAGUACACAACACUGGGGAGGCCCCCUCAACCGUACACACUACCUCUCCGUCUGCCUACACGGACUCAAAACGCUGAAAUGCACGAACACAUGCACUUAAUGUGCCAGGCUGCAGCAGAAGCAGAUUGACAGGUUGCAGGGAAGAAACGAGUACAAAAAAUAUUCCCCUCUAGCUUGUGUUUUUAUCUUGAUCCUUUCAGUUUCAGUUUGCCCAAGUACAGUAGCUUAAAUUCUACAGCUGCAUUGUUUGCAUUCUAUGUUUUUACCCCACAUUUAUUAAGAAGCAGUAAAAUCAACUGAAUUCAAAACUAUACCAAACGUGAUGAAUAAUUGGGUGCCAAAGUGUUUUCCACAAUAAUUUGAUCAAUCAAAGCGAGGUAUUUGCAUUUUUAUCACAUCGAUUAGUACGAUGACCUGCAGUGACCAUGGAAGGAGUGUUGUUCAGAUGGCCUCUUUAAGUGCAAAGUAUGUUGUUGUCAUCGUUGAUAAUCACUUGAUUUGGAUUUUACUUUUGUAACAUGUGGAAAUAGUUCAGACUGGAUUCUUUUUAUCUAUACGUAUAUAUAUCUAUAGAUAGAUAGAUAUCUAUCUAUAGAUAGAUAUCUAUAUAUAUGAAUAUGAUGCUGUAAAGUGCAGUCAUGAAUCAAUUGAGAUUUCUCUUUCACAUCAAUACAGUUAAAAAAAAGAAUAAAAACCACAUUGAAAAGA
Solea senegalensis (Senegalese sole) is the source of this 6779-nucleotide messenger RNA. RefSeq names its product methylthioribose-1-phosphate isomerase 1 (gene mri1). The transcript is spliced from 6 exons. Bases 412 to 1473 code for a protein of 353 amino acids. Gene Ontology annotation, molecular function: S-methyl-5-thioribose-1-phosphate isomerase activity. NCBI's taxonomy places the organism in Eukaryota, Metazoa, Chordata, Actinopteri, Pleuronectiformes, Soleidae. The record is from RefSeq and is a predicted model, not a curated record.